Messenger RNA from Alnus glutinosa, 892 nucleotides. RefSeq lists its product as uncharacterized. The coding region runs from base 185 to 664 and encodes 159 amino acids. Gene Ontology annotation, biological process: translation. The transcript has 6 exons. The record is from RefSeq and is a predicted model, not a curated record. Gene Ontology annotation, cellular component: mitochondrion; ribosome. NCBI's taxonomy places the organism in Eukaryota, Viridiplantae, Streptophyta, Magnoliopsida, Fagales, Betulaceae. Gene Ontology annotation, molecular function: RNA binding; structural constituent of ribosome.
CAUUUUAGUUUUUGUCAGAGCCGUCACCAAAUUUGCCGAACAAUUAACUUUGCUAUCCCAUUCUUUACGUUUUUAUAUUUACUGUCACUCACUCUCACGCCCGCGCCUAUACGGAGCCUCUAGUUCUCUGCAAAUCUCUCAGCCAACGUUCAUCAGGAGGAGGAAAAUUGAGGGUGAGCUCGAAAUGGGUUGGAAAGCGGCUCAGAAACUUAUUAGGCACUGGAGGAUUCUCAGAGGAGAUAAUGUGAUGAUUAUAAGGGGCAAAGACAAAGGCGAGAUGGGUGUUAUUAAGCGUGUAAUUCGCUCGCAGAAUCGGGUUAUUGUUGAGGGAAAGAAUUUGGUAAAGAAACAUAUCAAACAAGGGCAAGGUCACGAGGGUGGGAUCUUUACAGUUGAAGCACCGUUGCAUGCGUCAAAUGUUCAAGUUCUUGACCCUGUGACAGGGAAGCCAUGUAAGGUUGGUGUUAAAUAUCUUGAAGAUGGCACUAAAGUAAGAGUAUCGAGAGGUUUGGGAACAUCUGAAUCCAUAAUACCCCGUCCUGAAAUCUUGAAGAUAAGGACUACACCAAGGCCUACAAUUGCUGGUCCGAAGGAUACUCCAAUGGAUCUCGUGUUGGAGAAGACUUAUGAUGCUAAAACAGGGACGGGCAUGCCUGACCUUUAAGAGAACUAUUUUCUUGUUCAACUUUUAUAGUGAGAAAUUAAAACUCGAAGAUGUUGCAGAGUUUGGGAGUGCAUCUUAGUUCUCACUUGUAUGGUGAAUGAUUGGGAGUUUCUCAAAUCGAACCCUGCUUCCUCUUUGUUGUUAUUCGGCUAAUGCAGUGUAGGUAAAAUGGCUGGGAUGUUAUUAAAUCUCUUAGGUUUAAAUUUAUUAUGUUAAGUCAUUCUCAAC